GUCAUGGUGAUGUACCUGCUGACCUCUGACCCACAUCCUGCGGUACCCCCCCCCCGGAAAAAUUCCUGCGGGUGCCCGGACCGAGACUAUCGGGAGCGCGCCCUCGUAAAAAUUGUUUUUUUCACCACAGGCCUACUGCGGCCUCGCGCAUGACUGUCGACUGUCGCAUGUGGAAUGCGCGCCCCCGACACCAGGCGGCUCGCUGCUGGCGGAGCGCUUGCUCGUCAGUCUGAGAUGCGGCGGUUUGCGGUGCAGACUGCGGCUCGUCCGCGCGGCGCAGCGGCGGAGCGGAGCCGCUGACCGACAGGAGCCAGGAGGCUGCUGUCUGCGGGAAAACCGCAAACGCUGCGGGUCUGCCCAAUUUUUAUUUCUUCGUCUUUCUGUAUUUUUUUUUUUUGGUACGAUGCGCGCGCGCUGCGCACGUGCAGGAUUAUAGCGGAAUUGAGGAUUAUCCUUUGCGGGUCGUCAUGUACGCGGGACGCAAGAGGAGGAAACCCGUCCAGAGAGCUGUGAAGCUGCCUCCAGCUGAAGGGGCCAAAUCCAACCCCUCUAAAAGGCACCGGGACCGCCUGAAUGGCGAGCUGGAGCGCUUGGCCGGCCUGCUGCCGUUUCCAGAAGACGUCACUGCCAGUCUGGACAAGCUGUCCAUCCUCCGGCUAAGCGUCAGCUACCUGAGGGCCAAAAACUUCUUCUGUGCUGCAUUGAACAAUCCCAACGGAGCCUCUGAAGGAAACCAGGAGACUCCAAAAGCAGCACGGAAGCAGAAGAUUCCAGAAGGUGAACUGCUGCUGCAGGCUCUGAACGGAUUUGUUCUGGUCAUCACUGCCAGCGGAACGAUCUUCUACACGUCACACACCAUCCAGGAUUACCUCGGCUUCCAUCAGACUGACGUGAUGCAUCAGAGCGUUUACGAGAUGGUCCACUCUGAAGACCAGCAGGAGCUGAGGAGAAACCUGCACUGGGCUCUGAACCCCCCUCCCGCCGCAGAGUCAACCAUUUCCCAGGACUCCCAUCCAGAGACGGCCCCCGACAGCGGCGCCGCUUCGGUCUCCUACAGACCCAACCAGCUUCCACCAGAGAACUCGUCUUUCUUAGAGAGGAGUUUUGUGUGUCGCUUCCGCUGCCUCCUCGACAACUCCUCAGGCUUUACGGCGCUGAACCUCCAGGGCAGACUCAAGUUCUUGCACCGGCAGAACCGGCAGCCGGAAAACGGAGGGAAGCGCCUGCCGCAGCUCGCUCUGUUCGCCAUCGCCACUCCUCUGCAGCCCCCAUCCAUUCUGGAGAUCAGGACCAAAAACAUGAUCUUCAGGACCAAACACAAGCUGGACUUCACUCCAACCGCCUGCGACGCAAAAGGAAAGAUCGUUCUGGGUUACACUGAAGCUGAGCUGAGGGUCCGAGGGUCCGGAUAUCAGUUCAUCCAUGCUGCAGACAUGCUGCACUGUGCAGAGAACCACGUCAGAAUGAUCAAGACUGGAGAAAGUGGACUGACUGUGUUCCGGCUUCUCACCAAGGAGAACCGCUGGAAGUGGGUCCAGUCAAACGCCCGGCUGGUCUACAAGAACGGCCAACCCGAUUACAUCAUCGCCACCCAGAGGCCUCUGCUGGAUGAAGAAGGAGCAGAACAUUUGCGUAAGCGCUCCAUGCUCCUCCCCUUCACCUACGCUACAGGUGAGGCUCUGCUCUACGAGUCCAACCACCCCAUCGCUGGAUCCAGAGGCCCCGCCCCAGAAAAAAACGCCAGCAAAUCCAAGAAGAGUCGCAGCGACUGGCUGGCCAGGGAUGGUGUGAACCCUGCAUCCCUGCUGGGGGCGCUCAUGAGUCAGGAUGAGUCGGUCUACGUCUGCCAGCCGUCCGGGGACCCCAGAGACUCCGCCCACAGCAGCUUUUUUGGAGGAGCCGCCAUGUCUGACCCGUCCAGAGGCUCCCCCGACCCAGACCUCGGUGGCUGCUGCGACCCGCUGCUGGAGACUCUGGAUUCGCUUCACCUGGACGUCCAGGUGGGGGCCGGGGAGGGGGGGUGCUCAAAUGGCGAGCUGUUCGGAGCGCUGGAGGGGCUGGGACUUAGCGCCGAGGACCUGGAGCUGCUGCUGCUGGACGAGCGGAUGAUCAGGGUGGAGACAGACCCCGAGCGCGUUCCCACACUGGACGACCUGCUGACCAACGACGAGAUUCUGUCCUACAUAUACGACUUCAUAGAUGCGCCAUCUGACGGACAGGAGCCUCUGAGUGGGGCCCCCACCCCUGGAGGGGUCCUGCAGGCCCCCGUCCAGCAGAUGCAGCAGCACCUCUGCAUGCAUCCCUGGCAGCGGCGCAGCAACCGCGCCGCAGACUCGGCGGCCAGCGCAGUCCCGUGUGGCAGCAGCAGAGCGUGGCCAGCUCAAGAGGUUCUGGACGCGGAGCGGAACACGGAACAGCUCCAUCAGCAUCACCCCCACCUGCAGAAAGCCCCCACCCCACUGUGGGACCGUGAGGUGGUCUCGUCCGAUUACAGCACACCAAAUGGAGGAGGCGCCUUGUUUGGGGGGCAGCAGACUUCAGAGGCUCCGAUCAUGGACUCCCCCAUAGUGCGAGUCAGGGGGCGGAUCCCAGAGGGGGACCCCUGGGACCCCAGCAGGAGUAAGAGGGAAAACGGCUGCGUUCUGAGCGGUUCUUACCCAGACGGCUGGAGCUGGACCUGCAGCCUCCGCGGUCCGGACGCUCAGCUCUGACUGCACCUGAAACCUCCGACCCACUCGGCACCAGUUCCUACCUCCAACACGACAGUAGCAGGAAAACUCAGCCGCCUUAUUUAUGUGGAAAACACCAACAGGCGUUUGUUUGUUUGUUUGUUUACACGGGCCUGUUUUCUGGAGCGAUCGAUGUUCACGUUUACAACAAUGCAGUGCAGAUCCGUUAUUUAUGUAAUUCUGAUCAAUGCUUUCAGUUAAGUUUAUGAAUCUGCUGUCAGACGGAAAAAGAACAGAAAAUAUGAUUAUUGUGAGGGAUGGGGGAGGGGCAGGAUGAUUUAAAUAUCAUUUUUUUGUUUUUCUCUCCUAAAAGUUACUUUAGUUUCACCAUUUUAGCCCCAGAAAAGAACAACCGGAUUUAUUAGCAGGUUACAGUGAAAGGACAGACGUGUCACCAUCAGGACGUUAUUGUAACAGGUUUUUAGAAAUAUCCUCAAAGGUUUCACAUGCAGAAAAUCGUCUUCAUCGAAGGUUCAUCACCUUCUGACUGACAGACGUUUUUAUUAGACAUAAACGGGUCUUUUUGAAGAACCAAACGGUGAUUUUAUCUGCCAGUAAAGCAGGUUUAUGACCAGGGGUGUCCAAACUCAGCCAACUGUGUCUCCAUUCCAAAUGUCACAAUAUUCAAGUCACGUUUUAUUUCAAUAUUUUAAAAAAAAUAUUUCUAUAUCUAUGAUUUAAUAUAUGUAAACAUUUUCCAGCAUUUCAGAUUCAUUACAAUUUUUUUGGCCUUUUUCCACUUUUUUUUUAAUUAGAGUUAUUGAAAGUUUAAUGGGGCAUUUUUAUGAAUCAUUAUUCCAAAUUUGGCUUCUUUCAGUUUCUUUUCAACAAGAUUAUCAGCUUUUCUGCUAAAUCAGCUUUGAUUUUUAAUAUUUAAUUGUUUAGCACAAAGAUUUUUUUUUACAACUUAUGAAGCAUUGAAUUAGUUUAUUAUCAUCAAUCAUUUUGUUUUAACUGACUUGAGCACCUUUCUUAGUAUUAUUUCUAAUUUGUUUUUAUCAGAAUUUAACAAAAAUGUCCGACUUGUACUCUAUCUACUAGUCGAUUUAGCAUAUAUCUCCUUGUUUUUAUUUUAUUUGUUUUUAAUAUCUUAUGUUUUGACAGGGAUUUCAGACAAAUUUCUGACACUUUGCCCAGAUAUUGAAUUUAUUCAUUUUAAUUAAUAUCCAUAUUUAGGCUAACCUUUUUUUGCUACCAUUUAAACUGUUAGCAUAAAUAAUAUCCGUCCUCAUUUUUCUUUUAUCAAACUAAAAUCUUUUGUUAGCAUUUUAUAAUGUUUUACCCUUUCAGUUAGAACGUUUAUGUAUUUAAUUUGGCAUGCUGCCUGAAUUUUUGUAGCUAUAGGGAUCAAACAUUGUUAGCAUUAUUUACACCGUUAGCUUCUUUUCUGGUUGUUAUUUAUUCUUUGGCUAAUUAGCAACUGUAUCACAGUUUAGCAUGAAGCUAGUUCGCUUUUAGUUAGAUUUUCUAAUCAUGUAGUUUGAUAAAUGUUUAGCUUUAGUCAAGCUGUUUUUGUCAUUUAGUAUUUUUAAACUGUCUUACAGUUUUUUCUGUUUUGAGUUAUUUAGCAAAACUCCUUUUUAAGAAACAAAGCUUUAGCAUGACUCGCCUUAGCCUAGCCACUUUCUUUCAGAUGUUUGGAACUUUAAGCUAAUUUAGCAUUGGGGAUAAUUUUGCACUUUCACCACAUAAUUUAGAAAUCUUAAUAACUUUUUUUUAUUGGCGGUUUAUUUUGGAUUUUUGUUGUUUGAAAAAAAAUUGGGAAUUGCAGCUGUUUUAAGUUUAGACACCCCUGAAAUGGUAAUUUUUUCUGUUUGAGGUUAAAUUCAGUUACGUGACUCAUAUGAAAAUCCCCCCCCCCCCCCCCCCCGCAUGUAGAAAAUAAUUUUAAAAAUUAUUUGUGAAGCAAGUGGAAGGUUUCUGUAAUGAAUGUUAGACUGUGCUGAAAUGAGAUUUCACCUUCAUUUGCAGAUGAUGUUUUCUUCUUUAUUAUGAUUAUUCUGUGUGAAAUGUGAGCAAAAGGUUUAAUAUGACUAACAUGGUGAGGAAGGCUGUCUUAUUAAAUUCAGGUAUGUAUAUAGUUUUAAUGUUAUAUGUUCAAAGCAGAUUUAAAAAUGAAUGACGUUCCUUUGGCAUUUUAAUUUAUGCUUUUUUUUACCGUAAAUAUUGAAAAAAUGGGCUGAAAAAAGUGCCAAACUUUUGCGGCUCGAUCCGACUGAACUAGCAAGAGUUUUGUAAACGUUGGUUUUAAGCGGAAAUGCAUCUCCAGAGCAGUGGCUUGUUAUUUUUGAGGUGAUUUUUAUCCACUUGGACCAAAAGGAGGCGUUUGAGGACGAAGAAAAACUUCCUAUAGGUUUUUAGCAUCAAUAAAGAAUGACCACACGAA
This is a messenger RNA of Oryzias latipes (Japanese medaka), 5115 nucleotides long. Its product is annotated as aryl hydrocarbon receptor. The record is from RefSeq and is a predicted model, not a curated record. Gene Ontology annotation, molecular function: transcription cis-regulatory region binding; nuclear receptor activity; protein dimerization activity. NCBI's taxonomy places the organism in Eukaryota, Metazoa, Chordata, Actinopteri, Beloniformes, Adrianichthyidae. Gene Ontology annotation, biological process: regulation of transcription by RNA polymerase II; response to xenobiotic stimulus; xenobiotic metabolic process. Gene Ontology annotation, cellular component: nucleus; aryl hydrocarbon receptor complex.